AUGAUAACCAGGUUCCGUAAGAAGCACAAUAAAGUUGGUAUGAAGGCUAUGAGAGGGUGGGCAAUACAGAUAUUGACAGGGCUGGAAUAUCUUCGGAGUCAGGAACCAUCCAUUAUUCAUAGGGAUUUAAAGUGUGACAACAUAUUCAUAAACAGUCAUGAUGGACAAGUGAAGAUUGGCGACUUUGGUCUGGCGACAUUUUUGCAUCAACGGAAAACGAGAAGUAUCGAAGGCACAUUAGAGUUUAUGGCACCAGAACUCUUCACUGGGAAUUACAACGAGUUGGUGGAUAUAUAUUCAUUUGGGAUGUGCAUGCUUGAAAUGGGUAUAAAACCAGCUGUGCUAUCCAAGGUUGAAGAUGCAGAAGUAAGAGGUUUCACAGAAAUCUGUUUGGCUCCGGCAGCUGAAAGACUUUGUGCAAAUGAGCUCUUGAAGAACUGUUUCCUCCAGAAAGACAAGCCUAUCCCAGCGCCUCCUAUUUCAGUCUCCCUGGUCUCGAGUGUGACUAAAGAUGGUCGGCAGUCUGCCAGUUUCAUGCUAUGGAAGGGUGAAUUCUCACUAAAAGGCGACAUGCAUGUCACCGACCAUGUUAAUUUAUCGCUAAGAUUUCCUGAUCCCAGUGAGAAAUUACUACAGUUUCGAGAAUACUCUAGUUUUAAUAACACAAUAUUUAGUGCUAACCAAACAGCCUGCAUAACAACCGAACGGGUAUCUUGUGUAUACAAAAAAGACCGCCCAAGGCACGGCCUCACCUGUGACUCAUCUGGUGGUGAAGCUACACACAGACGGAGAGGCUUGGCCUUCAUUGCGUCACCAUUGAGGCGCAGCCGAGCUACACGUGGAGGUGGCGACCCACCACGUGGCGUAGUUGGCCAGUCAUCCGUCACUGUCGAGGGGCACGAAGAGCUGCGCCAGGACUGGAAUCGCGCGGCCACGCUCGGCACAUUCACUUGA
Messenger RNA from Triticum turgidum subsp. durum (durum wheat), 954 nucleotides. The record is from the annotation of a GenBank genome assembly. Lineage: Eukaryota; Viridiplantae; Streptophyta; Magnoliopsida; Poales; Poaceae.